Molecule: messenger RNA, 732 nt
Organism: Melampsora larici-populina 98AG31
Lineage: Eukaryota; Fungi; Basidiomycota; Pucciniomycetes; Pucciniales; Melampsoraceae
Exons: 4
Coding region: 1-732 (243 amino acids)
Source: RefSeq, a predicted model, not a curated record
AUGUUAAGGCAGCAUAUUUCAGGCCAACAAAUUGAUCUAAGUAAAGCAGAGUUUGGAAAAAUGUUACACGAAGAUAUAGGCUGGGAUGAUGAAGAACGUGCCAAGCCUGAGGUCAGGACACUAUUUAGAUCUACAAUGGUAUCUGGUGGUUUGUCAGCGGCCUACCUCGGACAUCCCAGCGUGCUCAAGUUCAAAGGAACGACAUAUUCGGUCCCUACUGGGGGAAUCCUGGCCGUUGGUCCAUUGCAUUCAGUAAUUCACGAUCCGAAUUCUACUCGAUACCCGCCCAGAAUGGCCUUUGGAGGUCAAAUGAAAAAGCUUUAUCAUGUCGAUGGAAUAGCAAAUGACACUUUAUUGAGCUCUUCAAUAAACUAUACGACUACUCAAAUGGGACUGUAUGGAGGGGUCUCAUGUAAAGCUAUAGGUUCAUCUGGCUUAGCAAGUUCUCAAGCUAGAAUUCAACUAAAGCUGGUCAAAGAUUGGAAGUCACCUUUGCCUCAUAAUCAAAGUUUCUCCGAUUGGGUUUGGAGCGGAGCUUGCCCGAAUGGAACACACAUUGAUGUGCCGAUGACUACCUCCCGGUACAUCCCAGGACUGAGAAACAAGACAGCAGAGAUUAUGGGCCAAGCUGUGGCUCAUGUUUGCUUUGAUCAAGAUUUGACCGGUGCUAAAUCAACUGGAAAUCAUGGUGCGCAGGAUUUAAUUCAAACCAACUUGUUCUGCGGACCCUGA